AUGGAGGUCAAACCCUCAGCUAACCCAGUGGUGGUGGGUCAAAGCAUCACCCUGUCCCUGUCCCCUCCCACCUCCCUGAACAGUGGCAGCUGGGCAGUGGGGGAUGUCUUCAUUCUCACCUGGUCCAAAUUAGGUGACAAAGACCAGGUGGCAGUCUACCCCAACUACAUGGGUCGGGCGUCAAUAGAUGGUAGCAGAGCGCUGACUUUAAGCUCUCUCAGCAUGAAUGAUUCUGGGGUGUACACCAUGAGGAGCACUGACCCGGGGGUCACUGCAUCCGUCAAACUCACUGUACUGGAGCCUGUUUCCAAUGUUACCACAAGUUCCAAUGAUUCUGCUCUGAUUGAACACAUGGACACGGCUGUUGCCUUGUGUUCCGUCUCCUCGGGGUCCUUCAUUUCACUGGUCUGGUUUAACAGCAGCUCUGAAGUUACAGCCAAUGACCGGGUCCAGCUCACUGAGGGAAACUCCACUCUCACUAUAGUCAAAGUCAGCCGCCAUGACCAGGGACCCUUCACAUGCUGCGCUUUUAAUCCUGUCAGUAAUGCAACCAGUAACCCAGUCAACUUCACCAUAUACUAUGGGCCUGAUAAUAUGAACAUGACUCUUGGAUCUCAUACAACUGGAUCUAAUGUGACGGCAGUGUGUGCAUCUGAGUCCAAUCCUCCAGCUCAAAUGCAGUGGGCUUUCAAAGAACAACUUUUGAACACCACCGGCUCUGUGUUGGAGUUAUACCAUGUCACUAAAGACCAAAGUGGCUCUUAUUCCUGUUUCGCCUUCAACAAUGAGACAAACCUGAGCCGCAAUGUCACUGGAUACCUUGAUAUAAAAGGUGAGGAGGGAAAAAAAUACUAUUAUAAAAAC
Molecule: messenger RNA, 864 nt
Organism: Periophthalmus magnuspinnatus
Lineage: Eukaryota; Metazoa; Chordata; Actinopteri; Gobiiformes; Gobiidae
Product: carcinoembryonic antigen-related cell adhesion molecule 1-like
Exons: 3
Source: RefSeq, a predicted model, not a curated record